This is a messenger RNA of Funneliformis geosporum, 1428 nucleotides long. The record is from the annotation of a GenBank genome assembly. NCBI's taxonomy places the organism in Eukaryota, Fungi, Glomeromycota, Glomeromycetes, Glomerales, Glomeraceae.
AUGGUCACUACAAAUGAUGAAAUUGAAAUUAUAAAAAAAGAAUUGCGUAAAAAACUUCCUCAAUAUCCAGCUAUUUUACUUAUUGGAAAUACAGGUGUUGGAAAGAGCACCUUGGGUAACUGGUUGUUAGGACAUCAUGGAGAUAAUGGGCCUUUUGAGACUAAAGCUUCGUUCGACUCCGUUACGUUAGAACCACAAACUGCAUUAAUCGAAAUUAAUGAUUGUAAAUAUAAUUUAAUCGAUACGCCAGGUUUAUUUGAUUUAAAGGAUGAUAGCAAAUCAGAAAUCGCUCUAACCAAACUAGCCAACACAAUUAAUCAUUGUUCAUAUGGGAUACAAACGAUUAUAUUUGUGGUAAAAAAAUCAUUUGGUAAAGAGAUUGAUAGGCGUAUUCAAGAAAUCAAAGGUUUUUUAGGUGAAAAAUCUUUGGAUCAUAUGUUGAUCGCUUUCACACAUUGUAAUAUGGAUCAAACUAUGGAUAGAAAAAUUAUGAAGGAUACCUUUACCCCUAAGAUGAAAGAUUUUCUCAAUCGUAUUGAUAAUAGAUGGAUCAUUUCACCCAAUCCUGAUCUAUUCAAUUUAGACGAUGAUAUUGUUUAUACUAAUAUUUAUGAAGCUAAGGAUAUUAUUGGUUCUUUCCCUGAAGCUUAUACCACCGAAAUGUUUAAUAGAGUGCGUAGAGCUCGAGAAGAUGCUGAGAAAGAGGCUAGACAACAUGCCCAAGAAGAGCGUAUGAGAUGUUUUGAAGAAGAAUUGGCAAAAAUUAGCGGAGCGGUAAAUAGUGCUGGUAGAAUUAGAGCUAAAAAAGAAGCUCAAGAUGCUUGCUUUUCCUUGGACACUGUUGUAACGUUAAAGGAUGGGAGAAAGAUUGAGAUGUCUGAUGUUAAAAUUGGAGAUCACGUCGCUUGUGGUGUAUAUAAUAAUGCUGGAAAUAAAGAGUUAAGAUAUUCGGAAGUUUAUUUAAUCGCUCAUUUGGAUAAACAUCAACAGACCGAAUUCUUAAAGGUUGAAUACAUCAAACCUGACGGAAUGACUGGAUCGUUGUAUUUAACUUCAGAACAUCAUGUGUUUAUUGAUAAUGCAUUUGAUUAUGCACGUAAUAUUCGUCCUCACACUUCACAAAUUCACGUUCUAGAAAACGGAGAGUCAAUUUCCGUAAAAGUAACAAAUGUUUCCAAGGAAACACGAAAAGGAUAUAUUGCAAUAUUUACACGUGUGGGAACAAUCAUUGCAAAUGAUGUAUUCUGUAGUUGUUAUUCUAAUUGUCCCCCGUAUCAAAAUACUAUUCAUUAUAUUUUGUCCCCUAUACGUUUUAUUACUUUAUUUCGUAAAUCCAAUUAUUAUGGUAACGAAAUCCAUCCUUACUUGAAAUUCCUUUACAAUAAUUAUCAAUACUUUUCUGGAGCUUUUAAAUACAAACUUUGUUAA